Molecule: messenger RNA, 1557 nt
Organism: Entrophospora candida
Lineage: Eukaryota; Fungi; Glomeromycota; Glomeromycetes; Entrophosporales; Entrophosporaceae
Source: the annotation of a GenBank genome assembly
AUGCUUAUUGAAAUUUUCUUAACAUUACUUGUCAGUUAUUUAACAUAUUUAUGGGUAAUUUAUCCAUUUUAUUUAUCGCCUUUACGUAAAAUACCAGGUCCACCACCUGACCAUUUUUUAUUAGGAAGUUUUGUUAAAAAUAUUAAAUCAUCUCAGGCAAUUAUAAUAGAUCAAACGGAUUUGGUAGAUAAAUAUGGUGGAAUUUUCAAAACUUAUGAACUAUUUAAUAAACAAAUCCUUACUGUUACCGACGAGAAAGCUUUACAAAAAAUAUUAGUUAGUGAGGCGACUGAUUUUAUUAAGCCUAAAGGAUUCGCGGGACUCUUAAAAGGAAUUUUGGGAAAUGGAAUAUUGUUUGCGGAAGGUGAAGUACAUAAAAGACAACGUAAAAUAAUGAAUCCUACUUUUAGCCACGGUAAUAUAAAGGAUAUGGUACCAACAUUUACAAAAAUUAGCAAUACUGUAAAGGAAAUGUGGAAAAAUGAAAUAAAUAAUAGUAAUGAUGAUGAUGUUGGAAAAAAGAGAGCGAAAAUUAAUGUGAUGAGUUAUACGUCAAAGGCAACAUUGGAUGUCAUUGGUAUAGUAGGAUUUGAUUAUGAAUUUAAUUCAUUAACAACAUCAUCAAAACUAUCGCAAGCAUAUGAAGGUUUAUUUGACUCAAAAAAUCGAUUCGCGUUAGCAUAUCGAUUAUUAGCAAACACCUUUCCCAUACUAAAAUUAUUGCCAGUCAAACAAAUCCGAGAUAUCAAAGAAGCCACAUCUGUAGUUGAUGAAAUUACAACCAAAUUGGUUAAUGAUAAAUUAGACAAAUUUGCUAAAGGGGAAUUAAACAAUAAGAGUGAUUUAUUGAGUGGUUUAAUAAGAGCCAAUAAUGAAGGACAUGAAACAACUAGCGUAGCAGUAACUUGGGCAUUAUAUUAUUUAUCUAGGGAUCUAGAAAUUCAAGAUAAAUUAAGAAAAGAAAUUAUUAAAGAAUUUCCAGAUAAAGAUAUUGUACCAACAUUAGAACAAAUCAAUUCAUUGGAAUAUUUAAAUGCUGUUUGUAAAGAAACUCUUAGACUUGCUCCUCCAGCUCCAAUUACAGUUCGUGAAUCAGCAAAGGAUACCAUAAUUAAUGGAUAUUUAGUUCCAAAGGGAACAAUAAUAUUUGUACCAAUAUUCACAGUUCACAAUAUGGCGUCAACCUGGGGUCCAGAUGUUAGAGAAUUCAAACCAUCACGUUGGUUUGAUGAACAUACCAAAAAGGUCAUAACAAAUAGUAAUUAUAUGCCUUUUAUGAUAGGUCCAAGAUCAUGUAUUGGUAAUAAAGUGGCAUUUAACGAAAUGAAAGUUUUCCUAGCAGUUUUCUUAAGAAAUUUUGAAUUUCAUGAAGUUGAAGGAUUAGAGAUCAAGAGACAGUUAAAUAUGACUUUUAGACCGAGUCCAUCUUUACAAUUAUGGCCCCCAAAUAUGCAUGCCUUCAUUCAAUUACAAUUAGCCAGUAGAAUUGUAAUGAUCAAACAUACAAAAGAGUUUGAAUUCAAAAUGUCACCGGUCACUCAGGUCACUCUACAAUAG